ACUUUUGAAGUCUUUCUGUUAGUAGGAUCUGAAAUGUAUCAUCUAGAGUGUGUAUUAAAUGAACAGUAUUCCUGUAGGCUUCAGAGGAAGAAAGGCAACACCCUGGAAAAUUCUGCAGUCUUUCAGCAUUCUCGGCCCUAGGGUGAUAGCCCUGGGCAUGGAGCUGAAUGGAGCUCUUACAGCUGCCUUCUGUUUACCUUUUAUGGUUAAAAUAACAGCUUAGCAAAGAAGCAACUUCAUGGAGAAACGAUUCAGUGAAAUCAUCUCAAGCUGUAGCAGCAUAGCUAGUUUAAUCACCCCUAGAGAGCUGAACAACUGUGAGCACAAUGGGACACAAAAUCAUUUUGUGUGUAAAUGAGCAUGGCAUUGUGAUUAUUUCACUUUGCAUGGGCAAAUAGUUUUUACAAGCAGUACUUAUGCAGUUAGCUUAGAAAGGCAGAAAAAGAUAAGCUGGCUCUGAAAAAUCUUGGUGUGUAAUGUUUGGAAAACUAAAUAUUCAGAUAAUUUGGGAAUCAGGCUCUAUUGAUUUUGCCGUUAGCAGCUUCCUGUGUUACUUAUUAGAGCAGGGUUAUUGCUUGUGCCACUAGUAGUGAUGUUAUACCCUGUUGUAGGCAACUAAAGAACAUGGAUUAUUUUACAUGGUUUAAAAAUGGAAUUUGUUAAUGUUUCUUCAGUAUUUACCCUUAAGAUUUUAAUUUUCACAUCAGUAUUAGAAAACACAGAAUUCCACAGGAUAAAUACUUUUAAGAUCCAGCUCUGUGGAUAAAAUAAAUAUAUUACUUGAUAUGGUGAAUUUUAGCAGCAGUUUAUAUUGAGAAAUACAUGUAAGAAGAGAGUUAAUAAAAACUAGGAUUAAGGAAUCAGGAAUAUUUAUUUUUAGGAUUAAUGGAAGUGCUUUUUACACGGUUUAGGUAGUGUUUAAGACCUAUGGUCUUUGUAGAUUAACUAAUACAAAAAUCAUUGGCUAUCGCAACUUUAUUAAACAUUUGGGUUAUUUUAUAAUAUUAAUCUUCUCUAACUAAACAAACCUGUAUUUCAGUUCUCCUUCUCAUUCCGUCCCCCAAAAUAAAAGCCCGAAACCCCUCAAUAAGUAUGAAAAUCCAUAUAAAAUUGUGAACUAUUUUAGUUUUCCAGUGAUUUUCUAUAAUUAAGUGUUUUUUCAAUGCAUACUGUAGCUGAGUGAUGCCAAAAGCAGAGGAUUGUUCAAAAAGUCCCUCCAGUGAAUAGUAUAAAUUAAAUAUCUCUACUGUAUGGGCAUGGCCUCACAGAGAGUCUCAGACAGUUUGCAGAUCAAGGCAUUUGCUGAUGUACUAACAUUAAACAAAAUCGUAAGACAGUAGCAGUGUUUAAAUAUGCACAAAUAGAUUCAGAUCACUUGAUCUUUAGCUUUCUGUGCAUAUUUUAAAAUUGGAGUCUGUAUUUCAAGACAAACGGUUAAAUGUAAGACUUAUUUAAAGAGAACUACAAGUUCUUUGAUUUCAUUUAGAAAUUGUAGGGGUCCAGAUGAGCCCUAAUUAGGCAUAUUUUUUGUAAAACUCCAUGAGGUGUAUUUCCAAGGCAGGUCUGUAUCCUGCAAGGUCUGUACCUUUAUCAUUAGUGAUAAUAGUUAGGGUUAGAACAAAGCUAGAGUUGACAUUCAGCUUGUAGCUACUGACCCUUACAUUUAAGUGAAGGAGUACAGAAUGAACAUGAGCUUGCAGUGCUCUUUGGUAGGAACACAUCCUUGUCUGUGUUGGUAGACAGAUAUAGCAUCCACAACUAGAGAACAGACUGCUAAAGUACUACAUUGUUUUAAAAAAUUAGUAGUUUUAUUUGUGAUAUGACAUAUUUCCUAAAGAUUGCCCACAACAGGACCUUGUGGGAAAGAAGAAAGCAACAACUUUAGUCAUUAAAGGAUUCAGUCAUUUUCCUUGAAGGUGGUGCUACAGUAAAAAUGUUAAUGCCAAUUUCACAUCGACUGACACAGAAGUUCUAGGACAGUGUUGCUAUUUUGUUCGCAUUCAGUGCAGAUGUCCAUUCUGCAUUUGAAGAGAAAAGGAUGUGGAUUCAUAAUGGGGAGGGAAGAAGCAUGUCCCGUCUGUCUCUAACACGGUCCCCAGUUUCUCCCCUGGCUGCUCAAGGAAUUCCUCUCCCAGCUCAACUCACCAAAUCCAAUGCUCCUGUGCACAUCGAUGUAGGAGGACACAUGUACACCAGCAGCUUGGCUACCUUGACAAAGUAUCCAGAUUCCAGAAUAAGUCGUCUGUUUAAUGGCACGGAGCCUAUUGUCUUAGACAGUUUAAAACAACAUUAUUUCAUUGAUCGAGAUGGUGAAAUUUUCAGAUACAUAUUAAGUUUCCUAAGGACAUCUAAACUGCUACUCCCAGAUGACUUUAAGGACUUUAAUCUUUUAUAUGAAGAAGCAAAGUAUUACCAGCUGCAGCCAAUGAUUAAGGAACUCGAGCGAUGGAAACAAGAGAAAGAACAAAGGAAACAUUUCCAGCCUUGUGAUUGCCUGGUCGUAAGAGUGACUCCAGAUCUUGGGGAAAGGAUUGCACUGAGUGGGGAGAAAGCUUUAAUAGAAGAGAUCUUCCCCGAGACUGGGGAUGUCAUGUGCAACUCUGUAAAUGCAGGUUGGAACCAAGAUCCAACCCAUGUUAUUAGGUUUCCUUUGAAUGGAUACUGCCGGUUGAAUUCAGUGCAGGUGCUAGAAAGAUUGUUUCAGAAGGGAUUUAACGUGGCAGCUUCGUGUGGUGGAGGGGUAGAUUCCUCCCAGUUCAGUGAAUAUGUGCUGUGCCGUGAAGACAGAAGACCACAACCCACCCCAACAAUCAGAAUAAAGCAAGAACCCCUGGACUAGAACCAACCCUUCCUCCUUUGUAACCAUAGAAGUGUUUAAUAGUCCCUUAUGUGAAACACUAAGGAUUUGCAAAACAGUAUUAGCAAACAAAUUGUGACUUUAUGUUGCCAAUUAGUGAUAUUCGAAAACUACCUGUCUCAUAGCCAGCCAUGAAACACAUUUGAAAAACCACCUGUUUGUUUUUCAUGAUGAACAACUGAGCAUGCUCAGCGUACAAGGCUUUGUGGGAAUGUACUUUCAACCGAACAGCUGUGAUGUUGAAAAAGGCAAAGCUUCACAAAGUACUGACCCCUUGAUUGGGCUUCUGCAGAAAGACCAAUUAAAGCAAUUUGAAUAUGUCAGCUGGAGAAACGACAGUUCUUUUGACAGCAUCCCUUCCCUCCUCAGUGAUAUUCUAAGGCAAUGAAACAGGGUCCACCAAAAGGAAGAUGGUACCUUAAAAACUGCACUGAGUAUCUUCCCUGUCUGAAUGCCACACUUCUCUCAUAUCAGAUGUGCUUUACACCUCCAUAUGUUAUGUUACAUUUCUGUGAUUGUAACUCAUUUGUGCUAGCAAAUGGCUUAUUUUUAUAAAACAUUUACAACUGAAAUAACUGUGUACAGAAUACAAAAUCAGAGAAGGACCAAUUCAUAGUCAUCUGGUGCUCAGUUCUUUAAACACAAUUGAGGACUAGUUGUGGCUAAUAUGUGCAAAAGUAGGCACUUUUUAGUAAGGCCAUCUGACAUCAAAAUGGCAUAGCACGGGCCCCAAAUGUGGCGUUAUAGUUCUUUUGAGAUGCCAAUUUUUUCUUGUUUCUCUCAGAGUUUCAGUGUUUUGCAUCAUCAGUGGAGUGGUGGUUCUGCCAAGCAUUUGCCAAAGCAUCUGCCGUUGCCCUUUGUUAUUCUUUUACUAAACCUACUUAAAUCCCAUGUACCGGAGCAGGUGUUAAACAUUUUGGACACCCCCUACUCUCCAUGGCCCGGGAAUUUUUACAAAGAAUGAUAAAGCCCCAUAUUUCUCGCUGUCUGACAGGAGCAGGCCAGGUUUUGUUUAUUUUUCCUUCUAUUAAUUUUGAAAUACGAUUAAAAUACUGAUUUUCUAGCUGCCCUGUAUCUGUAUUUUUUGCUUUAAAGAAGCCAUUUGUCUGUAGGAGGUUACUGUUCCUUUAACAAAUACAGUAUCAACUCUUCUGACUUAUGCAGCUUCCUUAACUCAGGAGACAGCACUGUGUUUGCAGGUGCAAGUAUAUAAAUAGCAUUCUGCUAAAUCCUGUUUACUGCUGUUUAGCAUGAUUGGGUCCUCAAUAACUAAUUCAUGUGUUAAUCGCAAUUUAGUUUCUCCCACAAUAAUUUAUAGAAUACUGUUGUAGAUGCUGAAUUUUAAUUAAACUGUUUUUAGACGCGUAAGUACAGCUAUAUAGAACAAGGGACCGAGUAUUAAAUAGUCAGCAAUAUUUGACAAUUCUGUUUCUCUAAUGCCAUCUGAUUACUUGGGCACAAAUUAGGACCUGGAGUUUAACACUCAAUUUUUCAAAAGUGCCUAGUGAUUUUGGGUGCCCAUGCUGGAGACUGUAUCGUGGCUCUGAUUUUUGGAAAAUUCCCUCUGAAAAAUCAGGCCUCUUCAAAUUGCCCCAGAUUGGGCACCCAAAAUCACAAGUCAUUCAUGAAAAUCUUAGCCUACUGGCCUGCUGCCUUAGCAGAACAGUUGUCGGUCAUUUGGCCAAAUCUGUCUAAAGAUUUUUAAAGUUAUUUUAUGUCAUGGUUUUAUGCUCGUUUGACACACUAAAUAAAAUUGCUAGGUACUGCCAUAUUUGAAAAGAUGGCACUACGUUACCUUUCUCUGUAAGAUAUCUGUAGAAUUGUAUAUUAUACAUUUAAUAUUGUAAAAAAAUUUAACGUAUAAUUGUCAUGUAUUUGUGUAUACACAUUUCUUAUACAGAACUUCAUGCCAUAAACAUUUCUGUAAAGUAAAAGAUCAAAACUGCAGCAAGUAGAAUGAACACUCACUUUAUCCCCCACAUUCUUCAAGAGAGGUAAGAAGCUUGGGCUGUAUUUCCUUGGCCUUUGACUGACUUCAGCUUAUUGUAGCCAUCUCUUCAAAAACAGUGUUUGUUUAUUGAUUCUAUGGAUUUAGUUCAACUUCUGUUCAAAUUCUCCUUAAAGCAUCAGUUUAGCUCCUAGCUUUUACCAUGUAUAUUCCGGUUUUGUAUUCAUUUCCUGAACAGAGUGAUUCAGAGAGAAAUGGAGGCUGGACCCUUAUGUGUCCGUGCAUACUGUUUCAUUCAUUAACAUUCAGCUAGGAGAGGAAAGUUCUUCUGUAGUUAUGGUACAUUCAGGCUUCAGGAGUAUGGGCCAAUCCUGCAGUCCUUACUCAGGCAAAACUGCUGAAAUCAACAGGAGUUUUUGCUUGUGUCCCGGGUUGUAUCAGUAGGAACUGAUAUUAAGCACCUCUUACAAGGGGGUGAGGACUGUCAACUCCAGUUGAAGUAAAAUGGAAGUUGAAGGGCCCUGUGCUGCUCUCAGGAUCAAGCCCAUAGGCAGAAUGUUUUAGAUUUAUGUAGAGAGCCAUUAAGUAUUUGUGGUUUUGUUUGUCUGUUUUCUUCAGUUUGGUGUUCACCAUAUUUUUAUAGCUCAAUAAAGCAGCUACAGUACUGACAGCAAUUUGGUAAGGUGGCAUCAUAAAAGAUUCCAGGCUGCUCCAACUGAGUUAAAUGUGAACUUGAGAUGGAAAGUUUGAGCCAUGACAUCACAACAUUAACUGCAAAACAGCAUUGCAGCAAGCAAGACAUAUGGAAACAAUCACUUCGUUAGGAGAAAUAUGCCCUUUUUUUUUAAAAGGAAAAGUUAAGCUAGGACAUGUUCUUUUAGUUAGCGACUUCAGGUCACUGAUUUAAUGUUUAUUACAGUUUCAUUUGUAUCUCUUUUACUUUUUUAUAUCCCCAUAUUCUAAAGUAGCAAUAUCAGCAAAAACUGAUGUGAAUUUUUACUUCUUUCCUAAACCAUAGUAAUACAGCUUGAUUAAGAACAUUGCUCAGUGUCAUGUAAAACAGUUUUUAAAAUAUCAUCACAUCUCUAGUAAAACUGUGGUUUGCAGACAGCGAAUGCUUUUAGUUUGAAGGCCGAAAAGUAAACAUACCUUGUUUUUUAAUCUAAUUUCACUGAACAAAAUUGGUUGGAAUCUCUUUGCUGAGCACUGAAACUGUGGUUUUGAGAACUUCAGUCUUCUCUAGCACUUUUACAUGUACUGUUCUGUGCCACUGUGCUCCCAAGUCUGACAGAAAAGUGAAAGGAAAAUGUUAUGUUGUGCUUAUUGGGCAAAUCUUUAAGAAAGCAAAUGUUGUGUGCAUUCACUGACUGUAUUUAAUAGCAUCAAGGUUUGUUGACAGUUUUAUUAGAUGUUUGACAAAGAAUAAGAAUCAGCACAACAGAACAUUAAAUACUCAGUUUUAGUAUUUCUUUGUGGGUAUUGUUAAUAUUUUAAUGCAAAAUGUUUUUGAACAGUGCUUAAAAACUACAAGACAAUGUGAAACUGAAAUUAAUGUUUGAUAAAUUAAUACUGUAUGUCACUCAAAUGUGUUACUUUAGUAAAUUGUUUUAUUUCUUUACAAAAUAAGUACAAAUAAGGAAGUAUGUUUUCACACAAAUUGGGGUAUUUACGAGUAUGUACAGAAAUAAUCAAAAUAACAUAAUUCUAAUAAACACAAGAUCUUUAUAAACAAUAUGUACACAUUAUCAGUACAUUUAAAACAUAAUUUUACACUUCCUGGCCUUAAAUACGUUAUGAAUAAUCUUUUGGCUAAAUAGCAGCAGUAUAAAUUUUGUUCUGCUUUUAACAAAUCUUAAAAUAUAAUUAAAAUUUUUGUUUUUAAAACUAUUGGACAGAUAGUUCUAUUUGUGCUUUCAGUAUUGUUUCCCAUCCAAAAAAAAAUACUGCCUCAAAAAAGUGGCAAGUAUAAACGUGGUAAAAUUUGAAAAUAUAAAUAAACAAAUGCCUCCCUUCAGUAGUUACUGAAAAUACUGUGGUGUCUGGUGUCCACCUGCUUACUGAAUGCCAUAUCCAAAGCCUAUUAAGAAGACACGCCUUGGCUUUGGUAACUUAUGCUCUAGUCCAGCAAAGCAUUUAAGCACGUGUGUAUACUUACACCUAUCACAUGCUGAAAGUUUCACAUGUUUAAGUGAUUUUCUGGAUCGGGGUCUCAAGGUCUGAUCAUGCAAGGCAAGGUCAACUCCCAGUGACUUCUGUGAUGACACUGAUGACCUUGCAGGAUUGGACCCUGAGGACUUAAUACUGCUCCCACUGACCCCAAUGAGAGCAGGACUGGCCCCUCUAUAACACAACCGUUUUUGACCAUGACUUUAAAAAUCGGUGUAGAAUACUCUAAAAUCUUUACUCUCUCAUUUUUAAAACCACAAUUAGACCAUACUCUUCACAAUAAAUAAAGAUUUUUU
This is a messenger RNA of Chrysemys picta bellii (western painted turtle), 7267 nucleotides long. It is a transcript of the gene KCTD15, whose product is annotated as potassium channel tetramerization domain containing 15. Gene Ontology annotation, biological process: protein homooligomerization. Gene Ontology annotation, molecular function: protein binding. The record is from RefSeq and is a predicted model, not a curated record. NCBI's taxonomy places the organism in Eukaryota, Metazoa, Chordata, Testudines, Emydidae.